AAUUCGACAACUAUCUGUCUCGUGCUUUAUAUCACAUUUUCGUGCAAGAUGAUGCAUCAAUAUUUUUUCAAUGAGCUAACUAGCUACGGUUAGCCUUCUUUGCUCGUUUACUGCGUCACUAGUUUCGCCUGAUAACAUAUGGUUUUAUUUUUUGCCAGAUAUUUAUACGAUUUAAUCUGUAGACAAUUAAAAUUAGCAAAUCAUGCCUUGAAUUAUUUGAAUUCAAUUAUAACGUAUCUAGCUAGGUAACGUUAGCUGUUGUGCUAGCUGGAUAGCUAGUUUUGUGAACGCUAAAUUGGUAUACUUAGUAGAUUUUUUUUGAUAAAUUGUGCACGCAAUGGAGUCAUAAUUAAUCAGAAAUGUAGCUAAUGUUAGAAUAAGUAUUAUUCCACAUUAAUGGACGGUUUUGACUGAAACAUCAGUCAGCCUAUUCUUACUGAUCUAGCGUAGCGCUAGCUGAGUACACAGACAGUAUGGCUGAGCCCCAUAAUUCUUAGCGACAUAUUAUAGUGGCCAUGCUGGCAGCUGGAAAUCGUUUUUGCGCAGAGGAAGAGGCGAAGCAAGAGGCAUAACUGGGCCCAAGAUCGGUCUUCUCCAGCAGGUGGCGUUUUUCAUCAAGCGAUAUGUUUUUCUUUGGAGUUCACUGUGUCGAAUUUAGUCAACAAAAAAUGUCAUGGUUAUUUGCUACGUGAGGCUUAUUUGAUCGAAUAGAAAUUUCGUAAUGCAUAGAUUGUUACGACUGUACUGAUAUAAGUAGGACAGGUGACAUCCCGGCAACAAAAUACUUUAUAUCCUCCUGAGACCCCGCCCAUUGACUUAUGUCCACUGUUGUGGACAUUUGAGUUUCAUCCCUCUUCUUUGAAUAUUUUGUGCAAGUCUCUUAAUUCCUGCUGUACUGUACAGAGGACAUCCUGGGCUUUUCAGUUAUAUGUCAUUUGAUUGGCUGGGAGGCCGGGAACCGCCUCUAUCUUUCCUUUCAAAAUGGACGGCAAAGGAACAAGCACAUUUUAUGGAAAGAUGAGAGGUAUGGCCCUGAUCUGAGGUGAGAGGUGCUGGAUAUGGCUGAAGGGAUUGACAUUGGCGAAAUGCCCUCCUUUGACCUAGUUCCAAGUGCUGAAGCAAAAAAGAGACCCAAUUCAUCAGAUGGCAGAGGAGAACCAAUGAGGAAGAUGCCGGUGUCCAAAUUUGGUUCCAGACCGCUGUUUGAGCCUGUACACUUUGUUAGUGGUGGCAGCAGUGGCGGGUCUGGUAAUGAUGAGAAGGAGAAUGACAAAGAGCGCCGGAGGAGUGAGGUGAACAGUGUGAGACAGCGGGACUCUGACCGUCCCUCUUAUGGCAGCAACCGAGCUCAGGGCUCCUCUGCAGCUAGACCAGCGUUCGACAGAGUUUCAUCAUACGGUUCUUCUUCUGACUCUUGGAGGGACAGAGAUGGAGAAAGUGAUAGAGAGAGAGCUCGAGACAUACCCUCAGGUAGCACAAGUGGUUUAGGUUAUGGGAGCCGAGGAUCCACCUCAAAUUAUAUGACUAAGGUGCAGCAGGACUACUCGGACAGAUAUGAGGUCCACAGCACUAGGCAGCCGGACUCAUACUCUCAGGCCCCUAGGUUUGAUGGAUAUGGAGGGGGCAGUCGGUCAGGGGGCUGGGGGGAUUCAGGACGCCAAGGCUUCGGGCAUCAGGACAGACCCUCAUCCAGCAGACCAUUCAGCAGAGUCUACAGUAGUCCAGGGAGGAGCAGCCCCUCCUCAGUUUCUGGGUCUUCUUCACAACCCAUCCCCAUAUCUCAAGCCGUACUGGAUGAAAAGCAGAGGCUGAUCAAUAGUGUGGCAUCCGCCAUAGCUAUCACUUUAAGAGACCCUGCGUUCAUGUGUGGAGCUGAAUCUCCAAACUACAAUUUCAUGCUAAGCCGUAGCAUCCAGGCCUGUAAGACCAACCCAGAGUACAUCUAUGUCAACCUCAAAGAUAUCCCUCCAGCAGACCUACCCAAGAACAGGAAAGUACCGACUGAUGGCUAUGCCUGUGAGCUGAGAUGCCAGUGUGUUUACCUUGCUACUGGAUACUCUGGCAGCAAAAACGGGGCCAGGGACCGUGCUUCUGAGCAGGCUAUUAAGCUUUUCUUUAAACAGGUGGAGGUCCGUGUAGUGCAGCGCAAAUUCAAACACUCCUUGGUCAAUGAUAUUGUGGUCUGCCAGAUUAACUGCCCUACCCCUGCUUUUCUACCGGCACUGCGUAAUCCAGAGGAUAAGCCGACGCCUAGCUCCAAGGGGCAAUACGAGCCUGACAAACGCAAGCACUGGACCGAUUUUGUCAUUGUUGACAACGCUCAUGAUGCCAUCUGCAUUCUUAACAACUCUGCCGCCUUCAACCGCAUGAAGAUUGACUACAAAUUCGAUGUGGUUCCCAACAGCAGCUCAUGGCAAUGUAGCGUGUACCUGCAGGACGAGCUGGUGGCACAGGCCAAGGGAAGUAAGAAGACGUCUAAACAUACAGCAGCUGAAGAGGCAGUGAGAAAACUGCGCAUGAACCAGGCAGCCCGGGAGCAACAGCAACCACAGCAGUUCUUCCGAGGGAACAAUCCCUCUGACCCAUCGUGUGGCCGUUUCGGUCACCAGGGUGGUAGGAAGAAACACUUGAGUGAGCUGGUCAUCCUAGAGAACUCGGACAAUGCCAUCUGCAUCAUCAAUGACACUGCCCAGUUCAACAAGGUAGCUGCCGAUUAUAAGUUCACAGUGCUACCAGAUCACCGCUGGAGGUGUGAGGUAUACCUGGAGGGUCAGUAUGUAGCGUCAGGCAUCGGACCCAAGAAAACGGUGAAGCACAUUGCAGCAGAGGAAGCCUUGGCCACACUCAGGCAGACACAGGCUGUGGUUAAAUCCAACCUCAGGAAGGAGGGUAAUGCUGACGCCCUCUCUCGCCACCAGAUUCUGACGCGCUCUGGUGAGGAAGCCUCGAGACAGGAGAUCAAGGAGGAUAACAUUGGGAAUCAGCUACUCCGCAAGAUGGGCUGGAAGGGUGGCGGAUUGGGCCGGGAAGGGGAGGGCAUCUCUGAACCCAUUAAGGUGAAAGAGCAGUUCUCCAGAGAAGGACUGGGUAUGGACAUGGACAAGUCUGGGAAUCAGCUCACCAAACGGAACAUCGAAGACAUCAUCCGUAACUAUGCCAGUUCAGACCGCCAGGACGACCUGCGCUUCUCCACUGAACUCAACAAUGAUGAACGCAAGCAGAUCCACCAGAUAUCCCAGAAGUAUGGCCUGCGGAGUAAGUCAUAUGGCCAGGGCAGGCUGCGCUUCCUCAUCGUCAGUCGCAAAGUGCACAAAGACCAGCUCAUUGGCCAGCUCCUGCAGGAAGGGCAGGUGGGACGCUACGAGCUGGUGAAACCUCAGGCCUCACACUGACUGGAUGUGGCAUAGCUACAACAAACUACCGAUCACUGAUACUUCAGAACAAAAACAGGUGUGCCUGAUCUGGGCAAAGGUGGUACUUUUAUUGAGGAUGUUUCAAUCUUCUAGGCUUGUCUUUUGGGGAAAUACUUCAGUGGUUUCUGCAUUCCUUUUCCUACAAUUGCAUAUUUUCUGGCAUUGUUUUAACGCUUCUUCUCAUUCUACAAUUUUGUCUUCUGUCAGCUUCACAUUUGCACAAUAUGCUAGUGAUUUGUGCUGUAACAGUUGAUUAGAGUUAUGUAUCUUGACAAAAAGGCUCAAAACAUUUUAGCAAACGUUUUUUUAUGGCUACAGAAAUAGCCUAAAGCAGCAGAAUGCCCACCAUUUUACCUACACACGUUUCAUUAGUAAAAAUGUAUAUCCUGUUGGCAUCACCUCAAGUGACGUCUGUAACUAUAUGCUGGCAUUGACACAUCCCUGACAUAAUACUUGCAAUGUUGUUUUCCCCCCUUGGAUAGUUAAGAGAUCAUUGAAAAAUAAAAGCUGCUUCCAGGACUUGGAAUUUGUCUUUGUCACAUGGUAAAAGCGCAAGCUGUGUUCCCUUCGAAAUGUCAGAUGUAUACGUCUUAGUGAAUAGUUAACUUGUCUGCUUGUUUUCACAGCUGUAAUAACGAUCAAUAAAUUAAGUCUUAUAAUUGUC
Messenger RNA from Coregonus clupeaformis (lake whitefish), 4077 nucleotides. RefSeq names its product NF-kappa-B-repressing factor. NCBI's taxonomy places the organism in Eukaryota, Metazoa, Chordata, Actinopteri, Salmoniformes, Salmonidae. The transcript has 3 exons. Bases 1059 to 3392 code for a protein of 777 amino acids. Gene Ontology annotation, molecular function: nucleic acid binding. The record is from RefSeq and is a predicted model, not a curated record. Gene Ontology annotation, cellular component: nucleolus; nucleoplasm.